This is a messenger RNA of Paramisgurnus dabryanus, 7430 nucleotides long. RefSeq names its product cadherin 24, type 2b (gene cdh24b). Gene Ontology annotation, biological process: cell morphogenesis; homophilic cell-cell adhesion; cell-cell adhesion mediated by cadherin. The record is from RefSeq and is a predicted model, not a curated record. Gene Ontology annotation, molecular function: cadherin binding; beta-catenin binding; calcium ion binding. NCBI's taxonomy places the organism in Eukaryota, Metazoa, Chordata, Actinopteri, Cypriniformes, Cobitidae. Gene Ontology annotation, cellular component: plasma membrane; adherens junction; catenin complex.
GAGAGAUGCGAUAACAGCGUUUUCCCUGUUCAUAUUUGACUCAGUGCUUGUCAUUGAACACAGGCAGACUCACUCAGCGCGGGAAAGAAAGUCCACACAUUGAGAUCGACAUUAAAAGAUGCACACAUCAAUGGCUCUGCUCUUAUUGGUUCUUCAUUAGAUGGCUGUUGUAGGAGCAGUUACACUGCAGGUGAUGCAGAAAUCCUGAUUCUGGCAGACCGUCAUUGCAGGCAAAGAUUCAUCACAAAAGGCAUCCAACCCUCUGUGGGAAACUGAGUAAAACGCUUUGCCGGAACAAAAACACAGAAUCUCCGCUAGAUAACGGAAGAUAUACAUAAAGUGAUAAAACUGACGCAAGCUCCCCAGUGCUUGGUGAAGGUGUGUAAUGGAGAAAUAAGUGAAGAGGAACCAAAGUGAAAGAAGAAUGAAGUCCAAUGGAAAGCGAACACUGCUUUACAUCAGUUGUCAUUUAAAUUAGUACACUACAAUAAGGCAACAUGAUUGACAGGAGGCUGCUCCUAUUGAUGUCCCUCUGUCUUGUAGGAGGGUGUGUCAGUAAGAUUGUUCGUAGGAGGGGAGUGGGCUCAGUUCACACCCAGUUACGUGGAGGAACUGACCAAUGGGACACGAGUUUGGAGAGGAAUGGAAAUAUAAUGACCAGACUCAAAGAACUUAAUGGUCCCGAGGAAGUCGAAGAACAAAUUACAGCUCACCAGAGCCUUGGAGCUUCUCCUGUUUUCAACAAAGAAAAUUUUAUUGGGUUUAAUGCCAAAUCACAAGUGCAAAUACAUGAAGACUCCGAACAAACGGAUAUAAAAGUGCAAGCCGUAGACGACUCCAGAGAUCUGUUAGAGCUGAGAAAGAGCAGAAAUACCACCAGGAAAAGUGAUGUUAUUUCUAAAAAUGCAAAAAUAGACAAGUGGAUCUCAGUACAUCACAAGGCAGCAUCUGGCACGCACUUUAACAGAACCAGAUUCAGAAUUCCGUCAAGAUCCAGAGUGAGUUUAAAUUCUGGCAUUCACACUACAGCGGGUACAAAGGUAGUCACUCCGGAUUCACCUCACAAAUUAAACCUGACUGGAAGUUACGGCGUAUUAAAACUUAUAUCCAAAGACAAUCUUGUGCGGAUUGUGAAUUCCCAGCUUCAGAGCGUGCCGGGUCUCAAUAUUCCAAGCAAAAUAAGUCACAGCAGGAAAAGGGAUUUAAUCAACAUGGAUCGCACCCAGGUGGAUGCGCUCAAAAUGAAGAAGCAAGACAGGUCAGGCACUCCUGAACUUUAUAACUCUGAUAACCAGACCUCUGCUAACGCCAGUCUAAAUUCAGAUCAGACUGUUCAUACUAUCUGGAAACCAUAUAAUGGAUUUACCGUGGACGUAGGCGAGGGGGACAGAAAAAUAGAGAUAAGAGCUGCACCCGGCACUCCUUCAUGGAAAUACAAACACUUCACGACUCACAUAGCAUCAACUCCCCAAAGUGAGGUCAUGGCCAGAACAGAGACAAAUCCACUUUCUGGUCAGAGUGAUGCUUCCACAUCGUUGCAUAUGGGCAUAUCUCACACCCCUCAUAUAGACUCAGGACCUCUGUCCGCUGACACUGUCAGCUCUCUGACGGAGAGGACUCUUGAUGUAAAAAUGGAAUUAGAUCAGCGUGUUCACAUGCCUUUCAGUGUCACUCAGAAUCCAUUAAUUAAAAUUUCACAACCCAUUGACAGCAGCCACAUCCUAAAACUCCCUCCGGAUCCACAAUGGAGAAGAAAGGAAUCGGAUGAAAGUGAAGAAAUGACCGUGGACCCUAGCAUUGGCGGAGACACCCGGGGCCUUGUAUUCCAAGAAAUGGAUGAGAAUGAAGAUGAGGAGCAGAAUCGACCGAAGGGGGAAAUCUUGCGAUCUAGACGACGACGAAGUUGGAUCUGGAAUCAAUUCUUUGUCAUCGAGGAGUAUGCUGGCCCAGAACCGGUGCUCAUCGGACGGCUUCACACUGACAUGGAUAGAGGUGAUGGACGUACUAAGUACGUGCUGCGGGGUGAGGGGGCGGGGUCGGUUUUUGUGAUUGACGAGAAGACAGGCAACAUCCAUGUUACCAAGCCCUUGGACAGGGAGGAGAAGGACGAAUACCGGCUGAUUGCCACGGCAACAGACAGUCAGACCGAGCGCGCCCUGGAGCCAUCUUCCCAGUUCAUCAUUAGAGUGCAAGAUAUCAACGACAACCCACCUGUCUUUGAGGACGGGCCCUACAGUGCCACAGUCCCAGAGAUGGCAAACAUAGGCACCGCAAUCAUCCAGGUGACGGCUUCAGACGCAGAUGAUCCAACAUAUGGGAACAGUGCGCGGCUGGUGUACACGCUGGUUCAGGGGCAGCCACACUUUUCUGUGGACCCUCAGACAGGCAUUCUACGUACCGCGGUGCCCGAUCUGGACAGAGAGGCACAGGAUCAGUAUUUGGUGGUUCUGCAGGCUAAAGACAUGGGCGGCCAUCUUGGAGGUCUUUCUGGCACGACAACAGUUACUGUGCGUCUGACAGAUGUCAAUGAUAACCCGCCUCAUUUCACACAAAGUUCCUGGCUGUUCUCCGUGUCAGAGUUGGCCGUGCCAGGGGCGGAGGUGGGCCGGAUCUCAGCAACAGAUGCUGAUUUAGGAGACAAUGCCAAGCUGGAGUAUACCAUCCUGGAUGGAGAGUCAGGGGACACAUUUAACAUCACUGGAGCGAACCAAGAAGCUGUGAUCAUACUAAACAAGGCGGUGGACUAUGAGAGCCGUAGCUCCUACUCUUUCUCAGUGGAGGUUUUGAACCCCAUUGUUGACCCUCGAUUCCUGCGCCGUGGGCCUUUUAAAGACCGUGCCUCCAUCAGAGUUGCUGUGCUGGAUGCAGAUGAGCCCCCUCGGUUCUCGAGGGCACGAUACAGAAUGGAUGUGUCGGAGAACUGCCCGCCGGCAUGCACGGUGGGGAGGGUCAGUGCUGUGGACCCAGACACAGGGCUCACAAACAAUAUCAGGUUCUCCAUCGAUCCUCAAUCGGACCCGGAGGCUCUGUUCCGCAUCACCCCAGACACUGGGCUCAUCACUACGGCGACCGAGCUGGACCGGGAGCAUGAGCAGUGGCAUAAUAUCACCAUCAUUGCCACACAAAGAGAUAAUCCCAACCAGGUGUCCAGAGUGGUGGUCGCCAUAGAAACACUGGACUUAAAUGACAAUGCUCCAGAGCUGGACAGGCAGUACAACACAGCCAUGUGUGACUCCGCCUCCACCGGACAGGUGGUGCAGGUGUUGCGGGCGAUUGAUAGAGACGAGGGAGGAAAUGACAGUGCCGUCCAUUUUAACAUCCCUCCGGACUCCGGCGCUGCCCUCAACUUCAGCAUCAGGGAAAGUGGAGGCCCCACUGCAAGUCUUGUGUUGACAUCACCUUUGCAGACCAUGUCUCGCUCCUCCUCCUCCUCUCUCACACUCUACGUCCCUCUGGUUUUGAGAGACGGGGUCUCUGGGUUGACCAGUACGGGGACAGUCACUGUUUCUGUCUGUCCCUGUCUGAGAGGGGGAGCACGUGCCGGAGAAAAAGAGAAACAGAGUGAGGCGGAGUGGGAUAAAGAGACAGUUUGUUUGCCUCAGCAUUCCUCCCUGCCCUCCCCUGGACUCAGCACUGCCGCCCUGCUGGCUAUUUUAGCCUGUGCAGCGACUCUCCUGGCUGUCAGUGCUUUGUCUCUGUCCCUGCGCAGGCAGAAAAGAGACUCUCUCUCGCCAUUAGAAGAGGAUGAUGUAAGAGAAAACAUCAUCACUUACGAUGAUGAAGGAGGGGGCGAGGCGGACACGGCAGCGUUUGACAUCACAGCGCUGCAGAACGCCCCACAUAAUGCACGCAGGGGGUAUCGCACCCUGGACAGCAGGAACAUACGCUACUCACAACACAUUCACGACAAAGCUCGUGCCUAUGGCAGCUGGGCUCAAGGUGCACCAUUGGAGCCCGGGCAAUACAACAGUCAAGGGGCUGCUCUGUAUGGACGGCUGUGUUACAGCAGCCACACCCUCCCCGUGCUGCGACGCUCGCAGGGUCCAUAUGAACCCGGAUUGUCAGAACUGGCUUACCGCUACCCCACAGGUCAGCCGGACCAUUCGCUUGUCAUUCAGAACCAGACAGCUGUGGUAGGGCCUCUGGAGCCCGGGGCCAUUUACGCUGCCCCGACAGAGGCCGGACACAGCUCUAAAGAAGGGCCGGGGGUAUCUCAGGAUGGAGCUGUCACAUCUGAUGGAGGAACACCACAAAGAAACGACUCAAAAGAGGACUCGAGCAGUGAUGCCCAGCAGAGUCAAAGCCAGGAUCUGGACUGGGUCCAGGCGGACACGACCCCCCGCGAACGAGAGUUGGUGUUGACGCGAUCCGGCUCGGUUGCAGGGCAGGGCCCCACUGUUGGAUGGGUGUGUGACUCCGCCACGCUUCCUAGAGUUGGGCGACACCCAUCGCGGUCCAGUCUCACCCUCAACAGAAACGGUACCGGGCCUGGAGAGUCCGGCCACGUCGGGAUGGACGGAAACACGGAUAUCCAAAUGCAGUCCGUCAGUGGCAAUUACGCCACCAUCCUGCAGGGGGAGCAGCAGAGGGACUACCCAGGGACCCUGGGUCGGGGAGGGAGUGGUUUUGUAGUGGGGCGGCCAGAGAGAGAAGGCAGCAUUCCGAUAAGUGGGAACACAUGCGCAGGGAUGUACCCAGAGGGUGGAGGCUUUAUGGGAGACUGGCACGAACGGGUGGGCAUGACGGGGUACUCGGUGGGCAGACGGGAUAUGACUCCCCAGCUGCUUCCUUACCCCGGACAGGGCCGGGGGGCUUUCGGGGGCAUCCUGGGUUAUGGCGGAGUUUGGCCCUCAGCACCUGAGGCAUCGGGACGAGGUGCCCCAAUAGGAGGGGCUCACUCUCUAGCCCUGAGGGUCGGCGAAUUCCUGCGUCUGCGCCUGGCACAGGUCACCUUUGACCCCUCGCAGCCUCCUUACGAUUCCGUGCAGGUGUACGGGCUGGAGGGCACCGGAUCACGCGCAGGGUCGCUUAGCUCUCUGGACAGCGAGGGAGGAAAGGAGGCAGAGAAGGAUGUUUGGGGAGCAGGGCUGGAGGAUUGGGGUCCACAGUUUCAGAAAUUAGCCCAGCUUUUUAGCGAAAGGGAGAAAGAGAGUGAAGAAGAUAAAGAGGGAGAUGCAGAGGCAAGCAAAAAGCACAAGGAGAGAGAACGGGAGGAGAAGGAGGAGCAGUCUGGAGACGAGGAUCUGGCGAAUGUCUGAGCGAGAGAGACAAAGAGGGAGAGGGAGGCUGGGGUGGGACAGUGAUUAAAAGGCAACAAGAGGAAGAAUAAUGGAAAGAGAAAGGUAAGGAGGAAGAGAUGAAGUGGAAAGGUAAUAAGGGAAGACAAGGAAAAAUGAAUGCAGGAUAGGGAGAGAGAGAGAGAGAGAGAGAGAGAGAGAGAGAGAGAGAGAGAGAGAGAGAGAGAAGGCAGUGGAGGGAGUGAUUGAUGUAAUUUGAAGCAAUAAGUGUUGAAAAGCUGACGUGUGAGUAGAGAGACUCUCAGAGCUGUGUCUUCAUCCAGCAUUUAACAUUCCUCAAGUGUGUUGGGCAAAGAGACAAGUGAAGUUAACUGUAUUCUAGAUGCCAUUUAAUUACAAGAGAGAAGGACAGCGUUUAACUUGUAUUUUUGUGGCAAUGUGCAAUGUCACCACAGUGAGUAACACAAGGAUGAAAUAAUACAGAUGAGACUUGCUCAUGUGUGUCAUUGCUUCUCAUAGGAAAUUCAUAUUUGUACAAAAAUUGUUUAUACAUUCACAAAACAAGAGAACUGAAUUAUUCAGGCUGUUUCAGAAGAAAAGCAUUGAAUAUUACAGUAGAGUCCUGGAUAAGUGUCUGCACAAAGAUUCAUGGUGUUUACACACACACACGCACACACAUUUUGGCAAACAAAAACAAACAUACAAUUUCAGACCCCGCUUAAAAAUUCUGCUUUGACUUUUUAAUGUAGCUGUCAUUGGGGUUCAAACAUUUUGUCAGGAACAGACUGUAUAGAAAGUUGCAAAAACAUCACGAAAUUCAAAGAGUUUUAAAGCAUACAGUGUCCUCCAUAAGGAUUGAGACAAUAAAGGCAAACGCAAUUUAAAGGAACACUCCACUUCCAUUUUGAAAAUAGGUUCAUUUUCCAGCUCCCCUAGAGUUAAACAUUUGAGUUUUACCGUUUUGGAAUCCAUUCAGCUGAUCUCUGGUUCUGGCACUACCACUUUUAGCAUACCUUAGCAUAACCCAUUGAAUCUGAUUAGACCAUUAGCAUUGCGCUAAAAAAUAAUCAACGAGUUUCAAUUUUCUAGGCCAAUAUGGCUAGAAUAUAUACUCUCAUUCCGACGUAAAAAUCAAGGACUUUGUUGCAGCAGGCGAAAUGAUAUCACACAGUGCUCGAAAAUAGUCCCCUGUUAUUGAAAGUAACCAAGGGGACUAUUUUUGGGCGCUGCGUAAUAUCAUUGCGCCUGCUGCAGCCAUGUUACAGCAGCAAAGUCCUUGAUUAUUCCGCCAGAAUAAAGUAUAGUUUCUAGCCAUAUCAGCCUAGAAAAGCACAACUUUUAAUUUUCUGUCGGUCUUAGUACACGAUGUAACUACAGAAGAGUCAAGUUUUCAAUAGAAAAAAUAUCGGAACUCUUUACACUUAAAGGUGCAGUGUGUAAAUUUGAGUGGCAUCUAGUGGUGAGGUUGGGAAUUGCAACCAAUGGCUCAGUUAACUGCUCACCCCUUGCUUUUAAAACGCAUAGAGAAGCUAUGGUAGUCACCACCAGACAAACAUGUCAUCUUCGGAGACAGCUUCGUAAAAAAAUGUUGUCUUAUAAGGGCUUCUGUAGAAACAUGGUGGCACAAAAUGGCGACUUCCAUGUAAGGGGACCCUCGGUAUGUAAAUAAAAACUUCUCAUUCUAAGGUAAUAAAAACAUAACGGUACAUUCACACGGGGCGUAAGCGUUAACGCUUAACGGAAGACUUGUCUGAAGCGUGGCCAACAGCCAAUCACUGUGGCCGCAACACAAGCUCCGGUCUUCCAUAAACGCAAUUGGCUGGCUGUGCCUAGGUUAUUAGCAUAAGUCGAUAUGAUUGGCUGACACACGUGUUGCCGCUUAAAAAGUUGAGAAAUGUUCAACUUCUGCCGCGAGCAACGGCACUGACGCAGCGCCGACGGAUCCACAAUUCAGUUCGCCAACGCUUGACGUCACCCAUUAAAAGUGAAUGGGAAAGCGUCAACGCUUACGCCCCGUGUGAAUGCGCAGUAAGGGUUCAUUAUGAAAGGUCUUUAUACACCCCUGAAAAUAUAGUUUUGUAUAUUAUUUUGCAUUUUGGUCAAGAGAUCCUUCUAGAAAUUACACAUUGCACCUUUAAAAAAGAUUAAUUCAAUUUACUCAAUUUUUUAAGGUAAGUGGUUGCAAUCAAUUUA